This is a messenger RNA of Vigna umbellata (rice bean), 1809 nucleotides long. Its product is annotated as FAD/NAD(P)-binding oxidoreductase family protein. The record is from RefSeq and is a predicted model, not a curated record. NCBI's taxonomy places the organism in Eukaryota, Viridiplantae, Streptophyta, Magnoliopsida, Fabales, Fabaceae.
GAAAUAUCCGAAAAUAAAGUAAAGAGAGGCUUUUGGUGUUAGCUUGGGUCCUCGGAAGCAUGGUUUGUGUGAGUACAGUGAAGAGCUUGAACGUAUUACCCCUUGCCUCGUGGCGGCCCUCCACACGUGUGUGUGGUGGAAGCGGUGGCACGGUGACGAUGGAGGGGCAAAAACGUCCUUCCCCCAAAACCCGUAGGAAAUCGUCGUACGGAACUUCUAGAAAGUCUAUUCUGAAGAAAUCCUUCAGUCAAGAACAAGUCACUUUCACCGCUCCUAUCUCCGACGACCCCCUCGUUGCCGUCAUCGGCGGCGGCAUCUCCGGCCUUAUCUGCGCUCUCUUCCUCGAGGCACGCGGCGUUCGCUCCACCGUGUUCGAUACCGGUAUUCACGGUCUUGGAGGAAGAUUGGGAACCAGAGUCGUCGAUCCUCAUCCGUUAAAAUUUGAUCAUGCGGCUCAGUUCUUUACUGUGAACGAUUCUCGCUUUGCUGAAAUCGUCAACGGUUGGAUGGAGAGGGGUUUGGUGCGUGAGUGGCAUGGUACCGUUGGAGAGCUUCACAAUGGUGGUGGAUUUGUUCCGUUUGUACCCUCUCCUCGGAGAUACGUAGCCACCAAUGGAAUGCGAUUCCUUGCUGAUUCUUUACUGUCUCAGGCUCGCUUGGUUAAUGUGGUGAGGCCAUGCUGGAUCAGUAAAUUGGAGCCGUUUAAUGGGUCCUGGCACUUGAGUGAAAAUGGCAAGCCUUGUGGCAAGUUCGAUACCAUUGUUAUCGCACACAAUGGAAAAUGUGCCAAUCGCUUGCUUAUGACAUCAGGAUUACCAUUAAUUGCGAAACAAAUGAAGAGGUUGGAGUUGAGUUCAAUAUGGGCCCUUCUAGCAGCUUUUGAGGACCCUCUCCCUUUUUCAGGAAGCACAGAAGUUCCUUUUGAAGGAGCUUUUGUGAGAGGAGUUGAUUCACUGUCAUGGAUGGCCAAUAAUACGAAGAAACUACUGAUUUCCCAGAGCGGUGGUCCUCACUGUUGGACAUUUCUGAGCACUGCUGCUUAUGGAAAACAGAAUAAGGUUCCACAGGAAAACAUCCCUUCUGCUACAGCGGCAAAGGUAAAGGCUGGAAUGCUAGAGGGUGUUGAAUCUGCCCUUGGACUAUCAAAAGGGUCCCUUCCAAAACCUUCGUAUACCAGGCUUCAACUAUGGGGUGCAGCUCUUCCAACUAAUACACCUGGAGUUCCUUGCAUCUUUGAUCCCUUUGGAAGGGCUGGGAUAUGUGGUGAUUGGCUGCUGGGUUCUAAUAUAGAGGCAGCUGUCUUAAGUGGAAUUGCUCUAGCGAACCAUAUUGCAGACUAUUUCCAAAGCCCCGGAACUAACCCUGAGGAGUUCGCUGUUGGUUUAAAUCAUGAGUUUCAACCACUGGAAGGUCAUGAUAUUGGACAAUUCCCUGGUUUGGGAUCAGAAGAAAAGAUGAAUGAAGGCCAAGCCUACGAACUUACCAAGUAGUCCACUGUGCUCGUGAAGGUCUCUCUCUUCUGGUAACAGAAAAUUCAUUUCAUAUAUCCAUGCAAAGGAAUACCCCAGAUAGCAUCGCUGGUUCGAACUGGGAGAUAAGACUGGAAAUUAGAUCUCUCCUUUGGGGGUCCUGAUCUCCCUCAACAGCCACAUGAUGAUAUGAAACGAAACAGAAUUGUAGUUUCUACAUCUCUUCUGAAGAAAGAGAUAGUGAAAUUGUUAUUUUAAUGGAAAGAAUAAAACUGUCCCUGAAUGAUUAUAAAUCCCUUUCUCAUAUCGGACAGAAAUAUAAUCUUUUUAUCUUUUUAAA